AUGACACUCUACAACGCGCUUUCGACCGCGUUCCUCCUUCUGCCUGCGGCAACAUGCAUGGACAUGGCUUUGACCAACACUCGAGCCGGUCAUGGCCUCAUAGGCUAUGGCAUCGACAUGUACAAGCCGAACUGCGCCUACUCUUGCCGCGCCGCAAUCUCGUCAUGCACCUUGAACUGCUCGACUAUGAUGGAAAUGGACGGCAUGGAUAUGUCCAUGGAUGACGUGAUGAUGGAGACGUCUGCCGACUGCUAUGCGACGGACGAUGCGUUCUUACAGACUAUGGCUUACUGCAUCUCCCAAAAGUGCGAGGGACUGCAGAAAUGGGAGCUCGAGAAGUACUGGAAUGACAAUAUACCUGGUACGAGUGCGGUGCAACCCGUCCCGAAACGGACCUACCAGGAGACACUCGACAAGAUUGCCAGUCCUCCGAUUCAGACGGUCAUCGGUGGGGAUCCGUUGAACAAGACAAUGCUUGUGAGCGAAGACGACUGGUUGGCGAACUGGAAUGCGCAGGAUUCGUUCGAAGAAGCUGAAGGAAAGCACGAGAAGUACAGUAUCAUCAUUGUUGUCACUUCUUUCGCGCUGCCUGUUGCCUUCUCACUCCUACGCUUCGUCCCCUUUCCGAACACCCUGGUCACCCAGUUCAACGCCUGGGUCAUUGAUCCUCCGCUGUGGGGUACAAAGCAAAAACAGCCGCUAGUUGGUGGUUUGGGCCUUAUGCCAACGCGAGGUCAAGCUCUUUUCAUCGCCUACUUCCUCGUCAUCAACAUCAUCUUGUCCUCAACCGGCUACCGCUCGGCGCAGCCCAACGCAUGGCACCCAGGCAGCGUACGCAAUGAGAUCAUCAUACUGGUCGCAAACCGAGUGGGCGUUCUAAGCUUCGCGAACAUCCCGCUGCUGAUUCUAUAUUCAAGCCGCAACAACAUUCUGUUCUGGGUCACUGAUUGGAGCCACUCCACGUUCCUGCUACUGCACCGCUGGGUCGCAGGCAUAGCGACAAUUCAAGCUAUCCUGCACUCUGUUAUUUACCUGCGUCUUAGGGUCGAGGCACAUACCCAUGCAGAAGAGAGCAAGCUGCCAUAUUGGAUUUGGGGUGUUGUGGGGACACUUUCCAUGUCCCUUCUCCUCCCUUCAUCGGUCCUUUACAUCCGCCACAAAUCGUACGAACUUUUCCUCGCCUGGCACGUUGCCCUUUCCGUCUUGACGAUUGUUGGCUGCUACUACCACAUUCUCUUCCGCUUCGCGCACCAGUGGGGGUACGAGACCUGGAUCUGGGCUGCAAUGGCUGUGUGGGGCUUCGAUCGCGUCUUACGGAUGCUUCGCAUGGCGAGAAACGGUUUGCGCUUUGCCAUUGUCACCAAAGUCGACGAUGACUACGUCCGCGUCGACGUCCCCGGUGUAGCUGCUACGGGACACGCAUACCUCUACUUCCCAACCCUAACGUGGCGUGUCUGGGAGAAUCAUCCUUUCUCGGUGGCGUCUACUGCGACUCCUCAGUUCGUUCCGAAGUCGAAGUCGCUCAGGGAUGAGGAGUCGGGCUCGUAUGAAAAGGAUGAGAUUAAGAUUUCUACCGCAGCCACUUCUAGCAAUAGCUCGACUCAUGGGCCGGCAAAACUGGGAUUGACCUUCUUCCUCCGCCGGCAGGGUGGACUCACACAUCACCUCCUCUCUCGCGCCUCCCUUCCAGUGUUGGUCGAAUCGUCCUACGGCACACACGUUGACACAUCGCAUUUCCCGCAUCUAGUCUGCAUAGUCGGAGGUAUUGGCAUCACUGCUGUGCUGCCGUACUUGCGUUCGCAUCCUGGAUCUUCCAAACUAUACUGGGGCGUGCGAUCUGCUGGGAUCGUGGAUGCUGUUGACGACGAGCUCCUGAGGAGCGUGGACAAGGAGGUGUUUGUAGGAAGCAGGAUGAACAUCCGAACGGUACUGCAGGAGGAGGCUGCAUUUGCUGGCGAAGGUGGUGUUACCGUGCUGGUCUCUGGGCCGGGCGGGAUGGCGGACGAGGCACGGACUAUAGUCUCGGAAAUCGGAAGGCAGGGUAAAGUUAACAUGAGGCUGGUAGAUGAAGCGUUCAGCUGGUAG
Molecule: messenger RNA, 2085 nt
Organism: Didymosphaeria variabile
Lineage: Eukaryota; Fungi; Ascomycota; Dothideomycetes; Pleosporales; Didymosphaeriaceae
Exons: 2
Coding region: 1-2085 (694 amino acids)
Biological process (GO): iron ion transport; intracellular iron ion homeostasis; copper ion import
Cellular component (GO): plasma membrane
Molecular function (GO): ferric-chelate reductase activity
Source: RefSeq, a predicted model, not a curated record